Molecule: messenger RNA, 300 nt
Organism: Desarmillaria tabescens
Lineage: Eukaryota; Fungi; Basidiomycota; Agaricomycetes; Agaricales; Physalacriaceae
Exons: 1
Coding region: 1-300 (99 amino acids)
Source: RefSeq, a predicted model, not a curated record
AUGGUUUCCCCGCUGGAGCGUGCCUCGAUCGAAGAUAUGCUCCUCGCUGCUGAAGAGACCCUGAGGAACCUCCCUGGUUAUCGAUUGAUCGCCGCAGAGGAUUGGAUCCCGGACAUGGAUUCCCAUGUUAUGCUAGCAGCAUGUAGGGGAGACGAGGUUGCGAAAGCGAGGCAGGUAAAGAAGGAGAAAGGCAUGGAGGUAUGGAGCGGUGUAUUCACGAACUCGCUCUUAAAGGUCCUGAAGUCUGGUGUGUUGGAAGAAGAAGCGACAUAUGUUGACCUCAUUAACGCUCUGCCAUGA